AUGGCGGUGCAGCCCAAGCAGAACCUGUCCAUGGACAGCGCGUCCGAGCAUGGAUUCCUCAACUUUUAUUUCUCCAUGCCUGAAAAACCCGACACCACCGUACGGCUGUUCGAUCGCAACGACUACUACACGGUGCACGGCAAAGAUGCGGUUUUCGCAGCGAAAGAAGUUUUUAAAACUAAUGGAGUCAUCAAAAACUUAGGCUCUGGGAACAGGAAACUGGAGAGCGUGGUUCUCAGCAAAAUGAACUUCGAGUCGUUCGUACGGGACCUGCUCCUGGUGCGGCAGUACAGGGUGGAGGUGUACAGGAACAAGGGCAGCAGCAAGGAGCACGACUGGCAGCUGACGUAUAAGGCCUCUCCCGGGAAUCUGACCCAGUUUGAAGAGGUGCUGUUUGGUGGGGGCGGUGGCUCGGGGGCAGCGGCGGCAGGCGUGGUGGGCGUGCGUCUGGGCUCGGGCGACGGCGGCCAGCGGUUGGUGGGCGUGGGCUACGUGGACUCCACCCUGCGCAAAAUGGGGGUGUGCGAGUUCCCCGACAACGACCAGUUCUCCAACCUGGAGGCCCUGCUGGUGCAGAUCGGCCCCAAGGAGUGCGUGCUGCCGGCAGGGGACACUGCUGGGGACAUGGGCAAGCUCCGGCAGGUGGUGCAGCGCGGAGGCAUUCUCCUGUCAGACAGGAAGAAGGCGGAGUUCAGCACUAAGGACGUGGUGCAGGACCUGAACCGGCUGCUCAGGGCCCGCAAAGGGGAAACCGUGUCCAGCGCCGCCAUGCCUGAGAUGGAGAAACAGGUGGCCAUGUCUUCCCUGGCAGCCGUCAUCAAGUACCUGGAGCUCCUCUCGGAUGAGGCCAACUUCGGCUCCUUCCAGAUGACAACCUUUGACCUCAGCCAGUACAUGCGGCUGGACAACGCGGCCGUCCAGGCCCUGAAUCUCUUCCAGGGUUCCCCGGAUGAUGUAACGGGGGCACACUCUCUGGCUGGCCUGCUGAACAAGUGCCGUACACCUCAGGGCCAGCGCCUCGUCCACCAGUGGAUCAAACAGCCGCUCAUGGACAGGAACAAGAUCGAGGAGAGGCUGGACCUGGUGGAGAGUUUUGUGGAGGACUCGGAGCUGAGGCAGAGUUGUCAGGAGGACCUGCUGCGGCGCUUCCCGGACCUCAACCGCCUGGCCAAGAAGUUCCAGCGGCAGAGCGCCACCCUGCAGGACUGCUACCGCGUCUACCAGGCCGUGGGCCAGCUGCCGGGCCUGGAGCUGGCGCUGGAGAGAUACAGCGGAAGCCACCAGGUCCUCCUCAACGCAGUGUUCAUCUUACCUCUCAGAGACCUCAUCACCGACUUUGCUAAGUACCAAGAGAUGAUCGAGACAACGCUGGAUAUGAAUCAGAUCGAGCACCACGAGUUCCUGGUGAAGCCGUCGUUCGACCCCACGCUGAGCGAGCUCCGGGACUCCAUGGACCGCAUGGAGAAGAGCAUGCAGGCGGCUCUCAGCGGCGCGGCCCGGGAGCUGGGACUGGAGGCGGGGAAGACUGUGAAGCUGGAGUCGAACGCCCAGCUGGGCUACUUCUUCAGGGUUACCUGCAAGGAGGAGAAGAGUCUACGCAACAACAAGAAGUUCACCACCCUGGACGUGCAGAAGAACGGCGUCCGCUUCACCAACAGCAAGCUGAGCUCCCUGAAUGAGGAGUACACCAAGAGCCGAGAGGAGUACGAGGAGGCCCAGAACGCCAUCGUCAAGGAGAUCAUCAGCAUCUCCUCGGGGUACGUGGAGCCUCUGCAGACGCUGAACGAGGUGAUUGCCCAGCUGGACGCGGUGGUGAGCCUGGCCGUGGUGUCCCACUCGGCGCCCGUGCCCUAUGUGCGGCCCAGGGUGCUGGAGAAGGGCUCGGGGCGGCUGCUGCUGAGGGGGGCUCGGCACCCCUGCAUCGAGGCACAGGACGACGUGGCCUUCAUCCCCAACGAUGUUAGCUUCACCCGCGGAGAAGAGAUGUUCCACAUCAUCACCGGCCCCAACAUGGGGGGUAAGUCCACCUACAUCAGGCAGGUGGGCGUGAUUGUGCUGAUGGCGCAGUUGGGCUGCUUUGUGCCGUGCGACGAGGCCGAGAUCAGCAUGGUGGACUGCAUUCUGGCGCGUGUCGGCGCCGGAGACAGCCAGAUCAAGGGCGUGUCCACCUUCAUGGCCGAGAUGCUUGAGACCGCCGCCAUCCUCCGCUCAGCUACAGAGGACUCCCUGAUCAUUAUUGAUGAGCUGGGUCGCGGCACGUCCACGUACGAUGGGUUCGGCCUGGCGUGGGCCAUCUCUGAGUACAUCGCCACUCGCACCAAAUCCUUCUGCCUGUUCGCCACUCACUUUCACGAGCUGACCGCCCUGGCCCAACAGAUCCCCACCGUCCGAAACCUGCACGUCACUGCCCUCACCACCGACAGCACCCUCACCAUGCUCUACAGAGUCAAGAAAGGGGUGUGUGACCAGAGUUUCGGGAUCCACGUGGCGGAGUUGGCAAACUUCCCAAAGCACGUGAUCGCCAGUGCCCGGGAGAAAGCCCUGGAGCUGGAGGAGUUCCAGGACGUCGCCAGGGCGGGCGAGGAGGACAGCCCCGAAGCCAAGAGGCGCUGCUUGGAAAAACAGGAGGGGGAGAAAAUAAUAGACGCCUUCUUGGCCAAGGUGAAGGCCCUCCCGGCUGACAGCAUGUCUGACCAGACCAUCAAGGACGAGCUGAAGAAGCUGAAGGCGGAGGUGCUGGCCCGCAACAACAGCUUUGUGAAUGAUAUCAUUUCCAGAACCACAAACACUGCUCAAAAAAAACACUAAGACUAAUAUCUGCACUCCUGCCCCCAGCAGCUAUCCAGUCCAGUCCAGUCUGAUCCAGUUUACUCCAGUUCAGGCCACUCCAGUCCAGUCUGGGGCCGUGUGUAGUGUAGGUAGUGUAAAGUAUGUUUCUCGAUUCUGUUCCAUUUUAGAACAGUCAGUCUGUUUUAUAUUUCUGUUCCUUCCGGCUUUGCUGAAGUCUGUCACUCAGGAUUUGAUUAAGCCA
Megalops cyprinoides (Indo-Pacific tarpon) is the source of this 3031-nucleotide messenger RNA. RefSeq names its product mutS homolog 2 (E. coli) (gene msh2). The coding region runs from base 1 to 2808 and encodes 935 amino acids. The transcript is spliced from 16 exons. The record is from RefSeq and is a predicted model, not a curated record. NCBI's taxonomy places the organism in Eukaryota, Metazoa, Chordata, Actinopteri, Elopiformes, Megalopidae. Gene Ontology annotation, cellular component: MutSalpha complex; nucleus. Gene Ontology annotation, molecular function: ATP-dependent DNA damage sensor activity; mismatched DNA binding; ATP binding. Gene Ontology annotation, biological process: somatic recombination of immunoglobulin genes involved in immune response; mismatch repair; mitotic recombination.